AUGGUGGAUCGCACCGUCUACGCCGAUGACAAGACCCCUGAUCUGGCGCUCCGACAAGUCUUUGGUCGUCAGCGCGUUUCGCAAGAUCUCUGCAAGGUGGCCGCCAACGCUGGUUUGCUCACAGUCGAGACCUUCGCCAUGCUGGGUGAUGACAUUGCAUCGGUCAAGAACACGAUCAAGAACCUGGUGCCAGACAUCACUGCUCUAGGCGCUGAUGGUCCUGCUCAAGAACUGGCGCUUACUAGUUUGGCAGCCGUGUGGAAGACCUGUGGCACCAUGCAAGAUCAUUUUGCCAAUCGGCGAGCAAAGAUGGAGGAAGAUCCGUCCAAGGUCCCUGAGAUCCCAGGAGAAGACCAUGCGGAGUUCCGCGAAACAUUCGUGGCUCGACACCCGGACGUUCUUCUUCCCCUCCACCGAGAACCACAUCGGAAGUUCGUCGAGCGUGUUCAAAGGGAUUAUCUGGUUCAUGGCUUUGUCCACUUCUACGAGGUGGGCGAGAUCCGCACCCGCAAUGAGCAGAUCGCUCAGAAAUCCGGCUUGACCAAGAAUGCGGAGGAUUUGUUGCGUGUGGUCAUGAUCGACCAGCCUGCCUCUGCAAGCUCGGAAUCACAGGUCAUUGACAAGCUCCACGCGUUCUUCAUCACCUUGGAGUACCUCAACAUUUGCGAGUUCUCGGUCGAUGCUGGCCCGCUCAAGUACUUGGCUCAGCUUGAAGAAUGGCGACACGAGAACCGAGGCCUGGCCCUUCUUCUCACAGUGGACACGCUCAUCCGCAAGAAGGUGCACAGGGUGAGUUCUGAUCAGCGCAAAAAGUUCACCACGUUCUCGGCAGCUUUGGUGGAGGUUCUCGACAACCACAAGCAGCUUUGGAAUGACGCUCGCUCAAGUGCGGAGCUGGACAAGUACAAGCAAGCUUCUGCGUUGACACCUGCACCGGUGACUCCCAAGAAGCGGGCUCGCUCGGUCUCGCCGGUUCCCAAGUCGACAGCCAAAGCUCGAAAGAACAAAGCUCGUCGUGAACGCCAAAAGGCGCAGCUUCAGAAGGCCAAAGCACUUACCUCUACGCCGCCCAAGAAUGCUCCGAAGGCUGCUCGAGAUGAGCGUGUUCCAGCCAAAGAAUGGCAAACAAUUACGUCGUUCAAGUAUUCGGGUGGGCGUCGGUGCCCUUUCUACAACAGCUCUUUGGGUUGCCGCUUUGUGGAUCAGUGCAAGCUCAAGCACAGCUGUGCCGUGGAGUUGGCUCCUCCGCCUGGGGAUUGGACUGGGGCCACCAGCUCCACGAAUGACGAUCGGUCAAAGCCUCCAGCCGAUCGGAAGGCGGUGCUGGGCUCUCAGUCACAAUGGCCAGAUUGGGAUUUUGUGUUGCAGAAUCUAGCUACAUUUGCUCAGUCUGGGCCGUUUUUCCUGGAGCUCUUUCCUGGAAAGGCUGGCCUGACGGAGGCCGUUCACCUGACAGGUGUGCCAGUGCUCCCGCCAGUGGACAUCGAGCCCUCGGCUUUGGUCAGCACUCCACGGGAUCUGGUGGACUACGUGUUCUGGCGCCAGCUCUUGGAUCUCUUGGCGCUGGGCAUUGUUUUCUUUUUGCAUUGUGGCACGCCCUGCAAUACGUUCAGCUCAGCCCGGAAGGCUGAUGGGGGGCCGCCACCACUACGUUCUGCCUCUCAGCCGCUCGGUUUAGAGGGCUUGCGGUGGGACGAUCAGAUGCUGGUUUUUCUGGGCAAUUUAUUUUUGGAACGGACAGUUGAAGCUUGUUUGUUGGUUUUCGCACUUGGGGGCGACUUUUUGAUCGAGAACCCGCUCCUGAGUUUGCUGUGGACCACACCACAGUUGAGCAUGCUUGUCCGUCGCACUCGGGCUUUUCAGCUUGACUGCGAUCAGCGUGCGUUUGGCACUCCGUGGAUGAAGCCUACUCGGUUUGUGUGCUCUUCAGAGCUCUUGGAUGCGCUCGCAGUGCUUUGUCCGGGCGACCACGUCCACCAGAAGCUCAAAGGCAAGGUGUGGGACCCCCGCAAACAGCGUUACGUGUUCAAGACCAAACAAGCUCAAGUUUAUCCGUUGGCCUUGUGUGCCACAAUUGCUCAGCAAAUUUUGGAGAUCUUCCUGCAGGCAUAUUCCCAUUUGCAACCCACGUUUCAGCUCUGUGCCCCAGCUCAAGAGCGCAAACGAGCCCUUCAUUCCAUUAAACCUUGGAAGGGCCAUCGGCAGGCGGAGUCGGCUCUCAAGGCUCUGAACGCUGGCUACCAGCUCAAGCGUGGCGCUGCCAAGCCGCUGUUAGAGAUGGAAAUGGAACCUGGGGAAGCUGUGCAAUUUGCUCUUCAGUUGGUUCAUCCUUUUUCCCGCCCUGCUCAAUUGCCGGCAGCCUUGACUGCGGCCUUGGCGGCGGUGGCCAGUGCUCCACGAGAAGUUGUGCGUCAGCGUGGUCGGGCACUGGCUCAUUGGCAGGCGCGUGCAGUGGCGCUGUUGCCAGAAUCUGUGUCCAGAAUCAUGCAGCAACCUGAUGCAGCUUCGCGGAGGCUCCUUUUGGGCACACACGAGCCUGGCCAAGCUCGGCUUGGCGAAGUGUGUCAUGUCGCUCUCUAUGAAGAGAUGUUAAAGGAGUGCAAGUCGGCCGAUCAGUUGCUGCCUCGCCUCUUGCUCGAGGGAUUUCCUAUUGUUGGCCGGAUCCAGCCCUCCGGGCGCUGGCCGCCCUUUGAGAAGGUUCAGAAAGUUUUGUUGGUCCAACAUGCGCUGGAUAGGGCCUGGGAGAUUCGCUCCAAGAUUGUGAAGCGUGUUCAAGGCGUGCCAGUCACUGACAAUUUGCUCAAACUUUGGGAAUCAACUAUGGAGGAUGUGGCUGAAGGUUCUUGCUUGGGCCCCUUCGACACAGAAGAGGAGAUCACCUUGGCGUUGAACUGCAGCGACUGGAUCCCUACACAAAGGUUUGAAGUAGUUCAAAAGAACAAAGUUCGUGGCUGUGACAGUGCAACUACCAACUUAAUCAACCAGAUCACAGAGAUUAGUGAGAAGUUGCAGCUGCCGUCGACCGACUCGAACGUGGCUGCCCUUAGGAUGCUCAAGACCUUGGCUCCAGAUGCUGACCUGCUCGGAUGGGUGCUCGAUGAAAGGAAGGCCUACAGGCAAGUGGCUGUGCGCCCUGAUCAGAGGAAGUUUUCCGUUAUUUGUUUAAAGUCACCUCACUCAGGCAAGCCAUCCUUUUUCAUCAUGGUUGGGCAUUCGUUUGGGUUAGUGUCUGCGGUCUAUAAUUAUAAUCGUAGAUCUGCUGCUAUCAAUGAGAUUCUUGUCUCUUUGUUCAAUUUAGUGGCCUUUAGUUUCUACGAUGAUAAAUAUGGCUUUGAGCCUUCUGCUUCAGCGGCGAGCGCUCGCGAAGUGGCCGAGCUGGUGCACUGGUGGCUGGGCGCUAGGUUUGAUCAGAAGAAGCUGCAGCUCUCUGCCGAACCGACGAUCCUGGGUGUGACCUAUAAUCUGAAGCUCAUGCAAUUGGAGAUUAAGGAGGAGAGGUGCCACGAUCUGCUCGAAGAGAUUGACGCCAUCCUGCAGUCUGAGCUUCUUGAUCCGGGGUCAGCGGGCAAGCUCAAAGGCAAGCUCAUGUUUGGAGCUUCCCAACUCUGGGGCAAGAUUGGCCGUGCGUUCUUACGGCCCAUUUCUGAGCGGCAGUAUUGGAAGUUCCCUGCAACAUCUGAGUUCAAACUCGAUUUGCAGCUUAUCGAAUCAUUGCGCCAAUGGAGAAAGCUCGUCCAUGCUGGCCCACCGAGAUCUAUUGACUUGGCUCAGGAAAGGCUGGCAGAUGUGGUGAUCUUUACCGAUGGCUUCACCCCUGAUCCAAGGUCUUCUGAUGUCAGUCCUGAUCGGAUUGGUGGAGUGAUGUUUGACAGAAGAGUGCGCGCACCUCGUCAGUUCACUUCAGUAGUCCCUCAGCAUGUCAAGGCUCGUUGGCUGGUAAGGGCGACCCAGAUCAUGCCUAUUGAAAUGCUGGCUCCAGUGGUAGCUCUUGUCACCUUUGCUGAUCGUCUCGCUGAAGCGGAUUUGAUUUUGCUCAUAGAUUCUGAGUCAGUGGAGGCUGCUCUCGUUAAAGGCUACUCCAGUCGGGAAGACAUGUGCGAGAUCAUCACAUUGUUUUGGGAAAUAGCGCUCGAGUUGCGCGUUCGCGUUUUUAUAGACCGAAUUUCUACAGACGCCAACCCAGCUGAUUGGCCGUCCAGAAACAAGCUCUGGCUGGGCGAAGCAGCAGGCUGGUCUACGGUGCAAGCGUGUUGGCCUGAGGCGCUCAAGUGCGAAGUUCAAGGGCCUGGGUAG
Messenger RNA from Cladocopium goreaui, 4293 nucleotides. NCBI's taxonomy places the organism in Eukaryota, Dinophyceae, Suessiales, Symbiodiniaceae. The record is from the annotation of a GenBank genome assembly.